AUGGCCUCGACAGCCAGACCCGCAAAACGACAAAAACUGACGCACGCGGCGCCGCGAGCACGCGCCCGCUCGCCGUCGCCCGCGCACCCCGACGCCGACGCCGAAUUCAAGCCGCUCCCGCCCCCGCUCCUCCUGCUCUCCCUCCCCGCGCUGCUCGCCCAGCCCCCCUCCAGCCGCUUCCACGCGCAGGCGCUCUGCCUCUCCCUCGCGGCGGUGCGCGCGUGCCUCGCGCAGGGCGCGCUGAGCCCCGACGUGGAGUGUCGCGCGUGGACGGCGCUCGCGGAGGUCGGGAUGGCGGUGGUUAGCGGGGGGGGCGCGGGCGAGGCGCAGGCGUGGGCGGUGGGCGUGGAGAGCGAGGUGGAGAAGGCUAUCGCGAAGGGGACACUGAUCGCUCAGAAGCAUCCAUCACUGACGAUCUACCUACACCAUCUAACGGCCCUCCACGCCCGCCUCGCGCAGUGGCAGCACAACACCAAAUUCGCGCGGAAGCUCCUCGCCCGGCUGACCAGCUCCUUCCUCCCCUCCGACCCCCCGCACAUCGUCUACGCCGCGCACCUCGCCAGGAUCAACAACUUCAUCACCGCUUCCUCACCUACUUCCGCACCACACGCUUCCCCGGCGCCCUCUGCUCAGGACGUACACGCGGCGCUUGCGGCAAUCGAUACGCUGCAGAAUCUGGCGGAGAAGAACGCGCACGAGAAAGUGGUAUUGCUGUCCCGCGUCCUGCGCCUGCGCACGCUCGUCGCGGCGGAGAUGUGGGACACCGUGCAGGCGACGCUCCAGCCCGUCGAGGACGCGCUCGGGCUGGCGUACGACGCCGCCUCGACGCCCAAGCCUCACUCGUCUGCUCAGCCGCCACAGACCUCCUACAGGAAGUUCGACGAGCCGUUCGAGACGGCGAUGGCCGUGCACGCGCUCGUGCUCGGGGUCGCGUUCUUCACGCACGCGGGGCAGGCGGCGGACGCGUCCGCGCGGCUCGCGCACCUGCACCUCCUGCUCGACGCGGGCGCGCUCGAGCGCUUCCCCGCGGGCGUCGUCGAGGUCUCGUUCGAGGGCGGCGCGCCGCUCGCGGUGCAGGUGACGCACCCGCGCGUGCUGUACAUGCUGACGUUCCUCGCGGAUUUGCUGUGUGAGCUCGUGGCAGUGGGGAUCAUGAGGAGCGAGUUCGGGGAGGCUCAGCGGAACCUGGAUCUGCUCAUCGCGCAUACACGUACAUAUGACAUCUUCGAGCUGUUCGCCGCGCGGACAGCCCUGCACCAGGGGCACCUCGCGCACGCGCUCGGAAAGACGAGCAAGGCGCUGCAGUGCUACGACACUGCGUCCUUCCUCGCGGGGAAGGAUAAAUUCGUCGACAUGGCAGCUCGCACCGGGGAGCUGGUCCUCAGGCUCGGGAUGCUGCGCACUGCAGGCGGGGAUGAUGCCGGUGGUGAGAUGAAGGAGCUGGGCGCGGAGCUCGAGGUGCUCGCAAAGCGCUGCCGGGGCCAGGGCGCCGCGCUCGAGGCUGUCGGGCAGGUUCUCGAGUCGUGCCUCGCCACCGAGAUUCUCAAGUCCAAGCAGCACCUCAAGCACGCGCUGAGCCUCGCGAGCAGGGCGCAGGACAACUACCUCCGCGCGCUCGUGCUCGCGCUCAUCGCCGCGCACUACCUGCACACCGCGCAGGAGCACGCGCGCGCGAUGCUCGAGACGUGCGAGCAGCUCGCGAUGGGGCUCGGCGCGCCCGUGCAGAGGCUGCGCGACGUCGGCGUCGGCGGGCGCAUGGGCCGCACGAAGGUGGAGGUCGUCGCUGUGGGGAACGUGCCCCUGCGGGUGUGGUGCGGGGAGCGGUUCCUGGACUUGUAUAGGCGGGAGGGGAACGAGGGGGAGGUGAGGAAGCGGGAGGCGGUGAAUAAGCAGCUGCUGAAGAGCCCUCCUGCGCGGGCGGGUGGCUGAGUCUUCCCAUGGGCGAGUUGUCGUUUUCUGGUAUGGUUGUGCUUUGGACGGUUUUCGCUGUCGUCUGUUAAAGCUUUCUUGCUGUGGCAGUUUUCGUUGCAUCUCCUGUAAAUUAUAACUUUCUCAAAUGCGGAUAAUAGAAUGUAGGCAAUGUUCCAAUUAGGGA
This is a messenger RNA of Gloeophyllum trabeum ATCC 11539, 2095 nucleotides long. RefSeq lists its product as uncharacterized. The coding region runs from base 1 to 1929 and encodes 642 amino acids. Lineage: Eukaryota; Fungi; Basidiomycota; Agaricomycetes; Gloeophyllales; Gloeophyllaceae. The record is from RefSeq and is a predicted model, not a curated record. The transcript is spliced from 7 exons.